UCAAGAAAAUAAAUAAUAAAUCGAAUAAAUGCUCUGCACAUUCGCCUCUUAUUCACUGUUCAUUUCUGCGUCUUCAGGCCUCUUCAUCAGAGCCUGAAAUUUCAGAGUUAUAUGGGAUUUUGCUGCUCUAGUUUUGGAGGAAAGCUUCACUUAUUUCUGGUACAUUUCUUCUUUACUCUAACGAAGAAAAUGGUUAAUUAAGCAAGCAUGGAGAAAAUCUGCAUUUUAGUGAUACAGCAUAAAAGAAGCAGCACCUGGCUUCAAAUUUAAUGAGUCCCAAAUCGAGUCAACUUUGAUGAGAGCAAGCAUAUACAAUGUCGCAGCAAUCACAUCUCCCUCCAAGGAGUCCACUCUUAACCAGAGCUUCACCUUUUACUGGUUCAGAUUCCUUGUUUUCUCCAAAUCAGAAGAGCAGCGAGGCAUUUAUAAGACACCAGAGAUCUCCAUCUCAGAGCUCUGCAAUAGAACAACCUCCGUCAUGGCUUGAUGAGCUCUUAAUUGACUCUGAAACUUCGGUUAAAGGUUUCUUCCAUAGACGUUCUUCUAGUGAUUCAGCUGCUUUCAUGGGUGGCCCCUGUGAUUUUCCAAAGCUUCUCUCACUAGCUGAAGAAGAAGACGCAAUUUAUAGUGAAGUGGGUUUAUGGCCAAAUGGCUCUAGAGACCAGGCUUGUUUUGAUAGAGGGGAAAAUGCGCUAUCUUUAUCAUGUGAAUUAUUGAGCUCUCUCAGAGAGAAAACUAAGAAGAAUGAAGCUUUAACUAAGAAGAAUGAAGCUUUGCAUGACUUAGACUUGGCUUGUGUAUAUGGCCCUAAUUCUCCAAGAUUGAAACCUAAUAUUCUGAACUCAGAGGUUUCGGUGGCACCUUCAUUUUCAGAUGAGUGUGUUGCUCAAAGAAAUGAGUUACAUGGGGCAGACAAUUUCCGUAAUUUGGACUCUGAAAAUUCUCAUGGGGCUUCUUGUGCUCAUGACACUCGGCUGAAGGGACCGAGAAGGCAUCCUGGGCAGCGUUCUCGGGUUCGUAAGCUUCAAUACAUCGCCGAACUUGAAAGAACUGUCAAUGCCUUUGAGACUUUGAAGUCGGAGUUCGCAGCAAAGGCUUCUUCUCUAUUUCGCCAGCGAGUUCUAUUGACAAUUGAGAACAACACACUCAAGCGGAAGAUAAUCAACCACCAGCAAAUGAUAAUGAUCAAGGAUUGUCAGCAUCAAUCUCUGAAGAAGGAAGUUCAGAGGUUAAAGAUGGUUCAUAGAGUUGAGCCAGAAAAUAGCAGCUCUUCAUCUCACUCUAGUGACAACCAAACUAAAGCAGCGGCUCAUGAUAUCAGUUGGCAACUCUUGGAGAUGGGCAAGCUCAGUCUUGGUGGAAAUCCUAUCCCCUUAAAACUCGGUUUCAGAAGCUAACCAGCUCGUAAAAAUAUUUUGUCCGUUUAGCUCUCAUUGUAAAUGUUUAAAAACUACACCAUCUCAUUGCAAUGUUUUGUGAAGGGUGAGUUUGGAGUUCCUUUCCUGUAUCCUCUUGCUUUUUUUAUGUUGUUCAAGGUAUUGAUUUCUCCCUCCAUAUUCCUAUAUUUGUGCAGUGCUCUUUCUCGAACUUUAUGGUAGGUGUAUAGCUUGUCA
Amborella trichopoda is the source of this 1613-nucleotide messenger RNA. Its product is annotated as bZIP protein. Lineage: Eukaryota; Viridiplantae; Streptophyta; Magnoliopsida; Amborellales; Amborellaceae. The record is from RefSeq and is a predicted model, not a curated record. Gene Ontology annotation, biological process: regulation of DNA-templated transcription. Gene Ontology annotation, molecular function: DNA-binding transcription factor activity.